Dracunculus medinensis (Guinea worm) is the source of this 255-nucleotide messenger RNA. Lineage: Eukaryota; Metazoa; Nematoda; Chromadorea; Rhabditida; Dracunculidae. The record is from the annotation of a GenBank genome assembly.
AUGCUCGCAUGUUUGCUUGUCCUUGCAUCAUUAUGUAACCUAGCUAAUGGAGGUGCUGUGGAGAUAGAUGUUUGCCAUAUGUUUGUUCCUGUACCUCCACAAGGUGCAGGCGCACCUGUGCAGCCAGCACUUGUGCGUAAACCUACAGUGCCUGCUGAGAACUGCCAAGAUCGUGAUGUGUUGGCUUGUCCGGAAAUAUUCAAAUACGACCCUGCAGCGGAUAUGCAGGUACUCGCGAAUAAUCUUAUGCCGUAA